Molecule: messenger RNA, 729 nt
Organism: Acanthopagrus latus (yellowfin seabream)
Lineage: Eukaryota; Metazoa; Chordata; Actinopteri; Spariformes; Sparidae
Gene: pin1
Product: peptidylprolyl cis/trans isomerase, NIMA-interacting 1
Exons: 5
Coding region: 92-562 (156 amino acids)
Cellular component (GO): cytosol; nucleus
Molecular function (GO): protein binding; peptidyl-prolyl cis-trans isomerase activity
Source: RefSeq, a predicted model, not a curated record
AAACUGUCGUAAUUCGCCUAGCUGCAGCCCAAGCUGUCACACGGUAGCUACAUUGGAAUUAAAUUUGAAAACGCUGCUGCAGAAAUAAAUAAUGGCAGACGAGGAGAAGUUACCGCCUGGGUGGGAGAAGAGGAUGAGCCGCAGUUCAAAUAAAGUGUACUACUUUAACCACAUCACCAAUGCCAGCCAGUGGGAACGUCCGGUGGGAGACGGCCGUGGAGAGCCAGAUAAGGUACGCUGCUCUCACCUCCUGGUGAAGCACAACCAGUCACGGCGUCCAUCUUCUUGGCGGGAACAAAAUAUAACCAGAACCAAAGACGAGGCCCUCGAACUCAUUCAGAAGUACAUAGAAGAGAUCAAGUCUGGAGAGGAGAAGUUUGAGUCUCUGGCUUCUCAGUUCAGUGACUGCAGCUCAGCUAAGAGCGGAGGAGAUCUGGGAGUAUUCGGCAGAGGUCAAAUGCAGAAGCCCUUUGAAGACGCCUCCUUUGCCCUCAAAGUUGGAGACAUGAGUGGUCCUGUUUUUACUGACUCUGGUGUCCAUAUCAUCCUACGUACUGGUUGAAAGAAAGAAAACAACACAUACUGUACCUGUACUUUCCUCUUAAGUCUACAUACACACACACACACACACACACACACACACACACACACAGUCCAACCCAACCAGACCUGUGAUUUAUUUUAAUGAAACAUGGCACCCAAUAAACAAAGCUUAUGGGCUGACUUGCA